AUGGCUUCAAAUCCCAGCAACGUGACAGAGUUCUCAUACGUCACUCUCAAACAAGGCAUAAACGUCUUUGACGAUUCCCCCGAAGCCAAAACGUACCAAGAUAUCAUCGACACGGUACUAAGACAACCAGGUGCACGAAAGGUUUACACCAGUCUCGAGAUUGAAAAUCCUUCGAGGCUAUGGUUGUUUAUGGACUGGGAUAAAUUGGAGGAUCAUAAGAAUUACCCCAAGACCCCUGAACAUGCUCGUGUCAUAGAAUCUCUCAAGCCACUCGCCGAUUUGGAAAAGUCUAUGAACAGACAUGUUGUUGUCAACCCCUUUCCCCCAGAAGAUGUUCUCGACAAGGCUAGUUCUCCCGUAACAGAAGUCCUCGUCGCAUUCUUCCCCUCAGACUACUCCCCCUCAGCUCGCGCCGCAGCAACGCAUCGUCUGGAUAAAUUCACCGCUCAAGCACUCAAGACGUCGCCAGACUGGCGCGGCAUCAGCUACGGCUGGAGCGUAGAGAACGACGUGCCGAUUCGUGGUGACGAGAGCAAUUCAGGUGUGAUGCUUACUGCGUUUAUCGGAUGGCCGAGUGUCGAGGCUCAUAUGAAGUUUCGGGAGACGGAGCCGUUCAAGGAGAAUGUUGGUCUUGUCACGGGUAUUGAGGGGAUGAUAAAGUUGGACCUUUUUCAUGUUAGUUGCGUGACUCACGAGGCUGAGGGAUUGGAGGAGAGGGAUGCGAAGAAUGGACAUGGGCAUGAGCAUGCUUGUGGUUCUGGUGGCUGUUGUUGA
Messenger RNA from Fusarium pseudograminearum CS3096, 774 nucleotides. RefSeq lists its product as uncharacterized. Bases 1 to 774 code for a protein of 257 amino acids. The record is from RefSeq and is a predicted model, not a curated record. The transcript is spliced from 2 exons. Lineage: Eukaryota; Fungi; Ascomycota; Sordariomycetes; Hypocreales; Nectriaceae.